Molecule: messenger RNA, 1451 nt
Organism: Tarenaya hassleriana
Lineage: Eukaryota; Viridiplantae; Streptophyta; Magnoliopsida; Brassicales; Cleomaceae
Product: putative lipid phosphate phosphatase 3, chloroplastic
Exons: 8
Coding region: 358-1290 (310 amino acids)
Biological process (GO): phospholipid metabolic process
Molecular function (GO): phosphatidate phosphatase activity
Source: RefSeq, a predicted model, not a curated record
ACGUGUGCGGCAAAAACUUGCACUGACAUGCAAAUUCCCGUAUACACACGGAUAUUGUCCAUCGGUCACUGUCUGCUUCUUAUGUGUCUUUCGAGCGACUGUGAUGUCUAUUGAAUCAUUGGUUUCUGCUGUAACUCCAUUGCUGUUUUCGCCACUUUCUUCUCGUAUCUCCUUAUUACCAUUAUUACUGGGUUUUUUCCCUCUUCCACGACUGUUGUUCUUGGAUUUGAAGCGAUAAAACGCCUUAACUCGUUUUCAGAAUUUCAGGGGUCUUUUCCAGGUUUAUGCUAUGAUCUUAAAAUUUAAAGACGUUGUGGGUUUGCUUCAAUCUCCUUAUGAGUUGAUGGUGAUCCAAGAAUGAGGGAGACAGAGCGAAGCCCUCACACUGUCAGGUCCCAUGGAGUAACCGUUGCCCGGACUCAUAUCCUUGAUUGGCUGAUACUUGUUCUUCUUGUUGCUCUGGAGGCCACACUCUUGGCAAUCCAUCCAUUUUAUCGCUUUGUUGGCAAGGACAUGAUGACUGAUCUCAAAUACCCUUUAAAGAGUAAUACAGUACCCUUUUGGGCUGUCCCUAUCUAUGCAAUUUUACUGCCUUUGGUGAUUUUCAUCGCUGUCUACUUCCGUAGAAAGGAUGUCUACGAUCUUCAUCACGCCAUACUGGGCGUCUUUUACUCUGUUCUCGUGACAGCGAUAAUCACUGAUGCGAUCAAGAACGCAGUUGGCCGACCCCGCCCUGACUUCUUCUGGCGUUGUUUUCCCGAUGGCAAAGACGCUUACGAUAAACUUGGAAAUGUUAUAUGCCAUGGUGUUAAAAGUGUCAUAAGGGAAGGGCACAAGAGCUUUCCUAGUGGGCACACUUCAUGGUCAUUUGCCGGUAUGGGAUUCUUAUCGCUCUACUUAUCGGGAAAACUUCAAGCGUUUGAUCGGAAAGGACACGUUGCGAAGCUAUGCAUAGUGCUUCUCCCUCUGCUAUUCGCAUCUCUUGUCGGGAUUUCUCGUGUGGAUGACUAUUGGCAUCACUGGCAAGAUGUAUUUGCAGGAGGUUUGCUAGGGCUCGUAGUUUCUGUGAUCUGCUAUCUUCAGUUCUUCCCACCACCGCAUCACGCUCAAGGGUGGGGGCCGUAUGCUUACUUCCGAGUGUUGGAGGAUGCACGAGCGCAAGUAACCAACGGUAUGGGGCUCCGCCAUGAUCAUAACCCGGGGGAUAAUCAUGAAGAAGAUGGGCACGGGUUUAUGGGGAUACAAUUGGCGGAUAACCAAGAAGACGGCCUUGAAUCUGGUAGAGGUUGAGAACUGAGAAGAUUACAGGAGAACAAGAUUUUUUUUUUUUUCAAAUAUGAGUUAGUAACUCACAUUUUCAUCAUAUAUAUAUAUACACCCCAAGAUCUCAAUUCCAAAAUUGAUUUUAUUGAAAGUUCAUAAUCAGAAUGAGACUUGCUUCUCUUAAGCGA